This is a messenger RNA of Chelmon rostratus (copperband butterflyfish), 3010 nucleotides long. RefSeq names its product zinc finger protein 711 (gene znf711). Gene Ontology annotation, molecular function: RNA polymerase II transcription regulatory region sequence-specific DNA binding; metal ion binding; DNA-binding transcription factor activity, RNA polymerase II-specific. Gene Ontology annotation, biological process: regulation of transcription by RNA polymerase II. The transcript has 8 exons. Lineage: Eukaryota; Metazoa; Chordata; Actinopteri; Chaetodontiformes; Chaetodontidae. Bases 235 to 2820 code for a protein of 861 amino acids. Gene Ontology annotation, cellular component: nucleus. The record is from RefSeq and is a predicted model, not a curated record.
GCCUAGCAAAGGGUGCCCGGGGAUCCAAAACUGCAGGCCGCACUUAGCUUACCGUCAAAAAUAAACCAAAACAAUAACAGACAAAACUGAGAAGGGGGAGAAACACCGAUAGAGUCUGAAGACGACGUUAUCAGAGGGAUUGGUUACCUUGAUGGAAGGAAGCACUUCAAAGAUAUUAUUUGUUUUAUUCUAAGGGUUUUGUCAGCAAAUGUGAAGUCUUUUCUGACUGAAGACAUGGAUCAAGGAGGAGGGGUGUUGGAGCUACACACUCAGGAGCUGAAGAUGCCCCAUGCUAUGAUCAUGCAAGACUUUGUUGCAGGCAUGGGGGGCCUGGCUCACAUUGAUGGGGAGCAUAUUGUGGUGUCAGUGCCUGAGGGUAUGCUUCUUUCUGAUGUGAUGACGGACGAGGGCAUCCUCCUGGAGCAUGGGCUUGAGGUGGAAGGCCUAGAGACUCAGGUGGUUCAAGGCCUGGAGACAGAGGUGGUUGAAGGCCUGGAGACAGAAGUGGUGGAGAGCUUACAUGCAGAUGUAGAGGGCUUGGAGGCAGAAGUGGUCGAAGAGCUACAGACACAGGUGGUAGAGCUGGAGGCUCAGGUAGUCGAGGGCCUUGAGGGUGAGGUGGAAGUGGAAGGUCUUGAGGCGCAAGUGGUCGAGGGACUGGAAACUGAGGUAGAUGUUGAGGGCCUGGAAGCUCACGUUGUUGAGGGCCUUGAGGAGGAGGUGGAAGUGGAGGGUUUAGAAGCUGAGGUUGUUGAAGGUCUUGAGGUAGAUGUGGAAAGUCUACAAACACAAGGGGUAGAGGCCCAUGAAAUAUCCAGUGAAGACAUGGUGUCAUCAGAACACAGUGUGAUCAUGCCUGAGAAUAUUCUGGGCACAGAAGUUGCGAUAGAGGAAGCGCUGGACCCCCAUCAUCACCACGUCCUAACCUCAGACCUCAUCCAGGACUCUAACCACCACCAUCACGAUGACAUGCCAGACCAGGUGUUUGUGGCAGAGCUACUGUCUGAGCACCAGGACAACACUCUGGACCACCAGCUUGUGUCAGAAGGCUUGAUGGUGACAGAAGCCAACUCUGAGACCAUAAUCCACGAACAGCUGCCAACUGAGGCUGUUCCCCUGCAGACCGAUGAGGAUGAUGAUGCAAGAAGCAGCUCUGAAGAUUACCUCAUGAUCUCCUUGGAUGAGGUGGGAGAGAAGCUGGACAUAGGAGACACUCCCCUUGAGAUCAGCACAGAGGUAAUGGAAGACAAGGAAUCUAAAGAGGAGGACGGCUCAGAGGUCAUCAAAGUCUACAUUUUCAAAGCUGAAGCAGAUGACGAUUUAGGCGGAACCGAGGUGAUAACAGAGGAUGAUUACCAGAAUGGCCAUCCUGACCUGGAAGCUGCAUCAUCAGGGAGACUGGGAGUCGGUCGUGAUAAGAUGGUCUACAUGGCAGUCAAGAACCAUCCAAAAGAAGAGGAGGAUGAUGAGGAUGACAGUGAUGAUGAUGACGAUGAUGACAUCAGUAAUACCAUUGAUCAGGUGAAGAAUGGUGCGUCUACACCAUUUCUGCAAAUCCGAGAGGGGCUGGGCGCCAACCGGGCCCUCAAACCCAAAGCUAAGAAAAAGAAGAAAGGAGAGACCCGGCAGUGUCAGACUGCGGUCAUCAUUGGACCUGAUGGUAUGCCUUUGACUGUCUACCCCUGCCACAUAUGUGGAAAGAAGUUUCGCUCUCGAGGCUUCCUCAAAUGCCACAUGAAGAACCACCCAGACCACCUGCUUAAGAAGAAGUACCAGUGUACAGACUGUGACUUUACCACCAACAAGAAGAUCAGUUUCCACAACCACUUGGAGAGCCACAAGUUGCUCAGCCACAACAGUGAGCGCUCUCCAGAAUACACUGAGUACACACGGCGCUACCAUGAGUCCAGCCCCCUGGGCUCCGACAAGCUCAUUGUCAAAGAUCGGGAGCCCAAACUGCAUCACUGCAAGUACUGCGAUUAUGAGACAGCCGAACAGGGCCUGCUCAACCGUCACCUGCUGGCCGUGCACAGUAAGAACUUUGCACAUGUGUGUGUCGAGUGCGCCAAAGGCUUCCGUCACCCGUCAGAGCUGAAGAAACACAUGCGGACCCACACAGGCGAGAAGCCCUACCACUGCCCGCACUGUGAGUUCCGCUGUGCAGAUCAGUCCAACCUAAAGACUCACAUCAAGAGCAAGCAUGGCGCAGAUCUGCCUUUCAAGUGCAGCCACUGUCCUCAAGCCUACGCUGACGCACGGGAACUCCAGCGUCACAUAGAGGUGGUGCAAGGCCACAAGACCCAUCAGUGCCCACACUGUGAGCACAAGAGUACCAACUCCAGUGACCUGAAACGGCACAUUAUCUCUGUUCACACCAAGGACUUCCCCCAUCAGUGUGACGUGUGCGAGAAAGGCUUUCACAGGCCCUCAGAGUUGAAGAAACACGCGGAGACACACAAGGGCAACAAGGUGCACCAGUGCCGGCAUUGUAACUUCAACGCUCCCGACACCUUCACUUUGAGUCGCCAUAUCCUGUCCUUGCAUACGAAGGACCUCCCCUUUAAGUGCAAGCGCUGCCGGCGAGGCUUCCGGCAGCCCGCUGAGCUGAAGAAGCACAUGAAGACACACAGUGGUAGAAAGGUUUAUCAGUGCCAGUAUUGUGAGUAUAACAGUACGGACGCUUCUGGCUUCAAACGCCACGUUAUCUCCAUUCACACCAAGGACUACCCCCACCGCUGCGACUACUGCACCAAGGGCUUUAGGAGGCCUUCAGAAAAGAGCCAGCACAUAGCCAGGCAUCACAAAGACAUGUUGAUGUAAUGUCAUUGCACACGCGAACACACUCCUCUUUCCCAAGUAAAUCUGUGUCACACACCCAGAGGUAAUUUUAGUGUAUUAACAAAGAAAUGACGGAUGUAGGCUGUUGAUGAAGACGACAACAUUAUAAUUGCCGUUCUGUGUUCUGUGUUGUAAUGGGUGUAAACCUCCUCCCCCAGGGGUAAUGCAAGAA